AUGAAACCGCCACCUGUCCUGAUUGUGCUUUGCCUCCUGGUGGCCCUGGUCAGCGGAAACCUGGUCCAGUUUGGGGUGAUGAUUGAGAGGAUGACGGGCAAGUCGGCGCUGCAGUACAAUGACUACGGCUGCUACUGCGGCCUGGGGGGCUCCCACUGGCCGGUGGACCCUACUGACUGGUGCUGCCAUGCCCAUGAUUGCUGCUAUGGGCGCCUGGAGAAGCUGGGCUGCGAACCCAAACUGGAGAAAUAUGUCUUCUCCACCAGCAAACAUGGCAUCUUCUGCGCCGGCAGAACCACCUGCCAGCGCGAGACCUGCGAGUGUGACAGGAGGGCUGCACUCUGCUUCCGCCACAACCUUGGCACCUACAACCGCAGAUACGCCCAUUACCCCAACAGGCUGUGCACGGGGCCCACCCCUCCCUGCUGA
Ochotona princeps (American pika) is the source of this 429-nucleotide messenger RNA. It is a transcript of the gene PLA2G2E, whose product is annotated as phospholipase A2 group IIE. Gene Ontology annotation, molecular function: calcium ion binding; phospholipid binding. NCBI's taxonomy places the organism in Eukaryota, Metazoa, Chordata, Mammalia, Lagomorpha, Ochotonidae. The record is from RefSeq and is a predicted model, not a curated record. Gene Ontology annotation, biological process: negative regulation of T cell proliferation; lipid catabolic process; arachidonate secretion. The transcript has 4 exons. The coding region runs from base 1 to 429 and encodes 142 amino acids.